GCCGCGACAGUCCAUGAGGGGUCUACUCUUAUAUUAUGUCUAUGGGAUCUAAGCGUCCAAACAGGAAGUUUCACAAGUUACAGCUACGCGGCUGCUGAGAAAGAACCGCUGCGUAACAUGAAGCCAUGGAGGAGCGGAAGCUAAAGCGCAAGAGUCCCCGGACCUCCACCAACCCAGCGGCACAGAGCGGAGGCUCAGGCCGGAAAAGCAGCUCUUCCUCCUGGGGAAGGCAUGUCGGCUACAGCCACAACACGGGGAGCAUGUUGGGCCAAAAAAAUAGGAGCAGGAGGGGAGUGAGAGAUAAAGUGAGAUAUCCACAAGGUUUGGGAGGUAAACGUAAUAAGAACCAGAAUCAGGCCGCGCCUAUCAUUCAGCACUCCUUCCUAACUGAUGUGUCAGAUGUGCAGGAGAUGGAAAACGGUCUGCUCAGCCUCCUCAACGACUUUCACUCUGGGAAACUGCAGGCCUUUGGCAAUGAGUGCUCCAUUGAUCAGAUGGAGCACGUCAGAGAGAUGCAGGAGAAGCUGGCACGCAUGCACUUUGACCUUUAUGGUGAGGUUGACGAAAUGCCUGAGGAUCAGCGAAAAAUGGCCUCUGACACCAACAUGGAUAAGCUACUUCUUAAUGACAAUGACCCCAAACACACCUCCAGGCUGUGUAAGGGCUAUUUGACCAAGAAGGAGAGUGAUAGGGUGCUGCACCAGAUGACCUGGCCUCCACAAUCACCGGAACUGAACCCAAUCAGGAUGGUUUGGGGUGAGCUGGACCGCAGAGUGAAAGCAAAAGGGCAAACUAGUACCUCUUGAAGCUCAUCAAGAGAA
This is a messenger RNA of Fundulus heteroclitus (mummichog), 821 nucleotides long. RefSeq names its product coiled-coil domain-containing protein 28A. The record is from RefSeq and is a predicted model, not a curated record. The transcript is spliced from 5 exons. NCBI's taxonomy places the organism in Eukaryota, Metazoa, Chordata, Actinopteri, Cyprinodontiformes, Fundulidae. The coding region runs from base 126 to 806 and encodes 226 amino acids. Gene Ontology annotation, molecular function: nucleic acid binding.